GCCAUGCACCACUGUAUUGUGUUCAAAACAAUCAUGACUUAGUCAAUUUAUAAUAAUUUAUGAAACUCAUUUUUAUUAGUUUAGUUUUAUCAAUUAUGAAAAUUAGAAUCCGGGUGGUAGUAGGGAUUAUGAUGUUUCUUGGUUAUUUUCUAAUAUACAUUGCGCGAUAUAACCUAAGUGUACAUAUACUCGACAUGACCCGUGUAACUACUUCGGAUAUAAUAAACAUGCAAAAUAUAAAUACAACCACUAUUACCAGAACUAGCGAGACAAGACAAGGGCUCACAGUUGGUGUUUUAUUUAUGGAUGAUUGGAAAAUUGGCCUUCUAUUUAGUGCAUAUCACGUUGGAUACUGUGUUUGUUUCCCUAUAUUUCACACCGUUGGAGACAGGCUGGGACCUACAUGGAUAGUGGGCAUUGCUGGAAUGAUUUCUGGAAUUUCCAAUUGCCUAACUCCAGCUGCAGCCCGUUACAAGUUUUGGUUAUUGUUUGGAGCUCGAGUCGUGGUAGGAUUUUGUGCGGGCGCAAUGUCCCCAAGUAUGGUACAGCUUUUGCGGCAUUGGGUGCCACCUACGGAAAGGCAUUAUUUCAUGUGGGCUUAUUGUGGCAUAACGGCAGGGACAUUUUCGACUUUUAUUAUAUGUGCUGCAUUGCAAUAUUAUGCUCGUUGGCCUGUGGGUUUUUAUUUUACUGGCGGUAUACAAGUACUGUGGGCGGCGACAUGGCUUAUUGUUGUGGCUGACUAUCCGCAAAAACAUGCUUUUAUUCCGAGAGAUGAAUUAAUUUAUUUGAUUAAUACUAUAGGGACUACUUUUACUAUAAAGUUGACGAACUCGCAAGCUCCAUGGCGGCUCAUACUAAAAUCUGUUCCUUUUUGGGCUCUGUGUGUGUUAAAUUUUGGAUACGCUUGGCUAAUUACUUCUGUGUGUGUACACGGUCCCAUCUAUUACACUAGAGUGAUACGAUAUAGUAUUUAUACCGCUUCAGCUUUAACUGCAAUGCCAUUUUUUCUGCGGUUGGUACUCGGCACGUGCAUCCUACAAGUGUUUUAUUGGUAUAAACACAAUGAGCACAUAAUGAGAGUAAAGCGGCUAAGAAAAUAUUUCAUUGUUGUGUCUCACGUAUUACCAGGGCUAAUUAUAUGCAGUUUAUGGGCUAUACCAGUGGUACCCGGGCCUGUCCUUAUAACAAUUACUGUAGCCUUGACAGCUGCGGGAAUGGACCUCACUUUGGAUCUCUGUUAUGAGUUAUCGCCAACUUUUUUUAAUUCAAUAUAUACAGUUAUCAAGAUAAUCGGAAAUGUCCCUGGAAUUAUAGUGUCGCUCUCAGUAGGAUUUGUAACAAGCAAAUAUAAAGACUAUGCGUACGUCUGGAAACAUAUAUGGUGCUUUCAUGCCCUAGUGUUAUUAUUAAGUGGAAUAUUUUUUUUAAUAUGUGGUGAAACUACAGUACAAUCAUGGAAUAACGUAAGGGACAGGCCUCUUCAAUCACGACCAAAUCAAAGGCCUCAUUACUUAUCUAAUAUAAUCGAAGUGGAUGAAGACGAUAACACGAUUCGAACAUCCAGUAAUCGUAAAAGUAGUUCUAUAAAUAAAAAGCAAAUAACGCCAACUCAACUAUAG
Messenger RNA from Hyposmocoma kahamanoa, 1622 nucleotides. Its product is annotated as sialin-like. Gene Ontology annotation, cellular component: plasma membrane. NCBI's taxonomy places the organism in Eukaryota, Metazoa, Arthropoda, Insecta, Lepidoptera, Cosmopterigidae. The transcript is spliced from 13 exons. The coding region runs from base 60 to 1622 and encodes 520 amino acids. Gene Ontology annotation, molecular function: transmembrane transporter activity. The record is from RefSeq and is a predicted model, not a curated record. Gene Ontology annotation, biological process: transmembrane transport; monoatomic anion transport.